UCACGUAAUUAGGCUGAAUUUUACUGGACUAUUUUUGUAUUUUCUACCCAACGUUGACUGCAAUUUUUACUUACAAUUUCUUUCCGUGUAGAAAAUAGUGAUGAAUAUGGAAUUAUGUUCCAUUCAAAAUAAUUCAUACAACCAAAGUUCUUUUACAACUCUAAAUUGAUGUUUAGCUGUUAGUUGUGCCCAUCGAUUGAGGACGCGCAUGUCUAGAAGGUUGUAUGAAUCCGAUCGUGCAUUUUAUUAUUUUUAUGUAUAAAAAAAAUAGUGGCUCGAGAGUUUAAGGUGAAGGCAGCGUGAAUUGGGUUAACCCACUGAGACUAAAAGGAGCUAAAAAAGCAGUGAAAAGUAACGAAAACGUUGUGCUGGAUUUAAUAUAAACGAAUAAGUCCUUGGUAAACGGACGAAAGUUUUUUCUGCCGUAGGUUGAAUUCUCAGUAUUCUAGGUGGUGAGUGGUCUUAUACCUUAAUAAAUAUCCGUGAUUAUAAUAAGUCAUUGCACAUAUGAAAAAGCAGUGUCACGCACAUAAGAAAAUUAUCAUUGAGAUUUUUCUACCAACUAAGAAAGAUAUUGAAAGUGAAAAUAUUUCGAUCGCAGUCGUAGAAAGUAGAGUGCGUCGAAGGAUGAUGAUGGAUGCAGUGACUAAAACGUUCAAUAAAGCAUCGAGACUUUUAGGACGGAAAAAUGUUUUUACUGAUCAUCUUCCAACACCCCCUUGGAUCCACACAGUUCCAACUCAAGAGUGCGACAUCGUUGUGAUAUUUCCCAAGGAUGAAAGUAAGGAAAGUCUUAUUUGGUUACUGGAGAGGCUCCGCACUGGUACACCUGGACUUGUGAUUAGUGUUCAUCAUCAUGAAUCUUCAGGAAGCGACGGAUUUUACAUCACAGCACCAUUUCUCACUCUCUUGAAAGCUGCUGAAGAAGUUAGUUUACCGAAAGCCCUGCGUCAAGAAUAUGGUGGACAUUUGACGGAGUUCGUAUGUGCUGAAGUAAGUUGCUUCAAAGAUAGUGAUGACGAAGGACUGUUCUUUACAAGUCAAGAAAGGCAAUCCCUAGUAUUGCAUCAACUUUAUUCACUACGGGCAACUCAACAAGAUGUGGCUGGUCUUCCAAGUGCUAAGCUGGUUGAGGGAGAAGCAGUAUUCCCCAAAUGCUUAUCGGAAGGUGUUAUUUCUCAGGUGUUCCCGCUUCAUGAAAUUCCGAAACUCGAAAAACUACAGAAACACUGGGUCCAGACAUUUUUGAGUCUUCAACCUAUCGAUGAUAUAUAUGAGUAUUUUGGAGUGAAGAUAACGAUGCAUUUUGCAUGGUUAAGAUAUUAUACUAUGUGUCUCGUUGUUCCUACUGCAUUGGGUGUCAUAUACUGGACAAUUGGUUCUUCAAAGGUCGGCAUUAUUGGAAGGAACCAGGAACUAGAAGAUGUAGUUUAUGUCUUAUUUUCUACAUUUAAUCUCAUCUGGACCAUUGUUUACUUGGAAACAUGGAAACGGAAAAUCGCAGAACUCACAUACAAAUGGGGCACUUUGGAGAAAAGAGAUGGCAUACUUAUGAAACCUAGACCUCUUAACGAGGGUACUUGUGAAAUAUCACCUUUCACAAAAGGGUUAAGGCAUACUUAUCCAAACUUGGCUCGAAAUGCGAUACGAUGUUGCAUAACACUACCAACAACUGCAGUUUUUCUUUUCUUCGUUUUCAUCGUCAUGAUUCUGAGUUUUCGAAUACAGGACCGGUGGGAUGAAUAUCUGAAAGUAGCAGGCUACGAAUUAUGGUUAAGUUACAUUCCGAAAGUUUUACUUGCAAUGAUGAUUGCGUUGAUGGAUGAAGCCUAUCUUAAAAUAGCCAUCAGAUUGAAUGAUUUGGAAAACUACUGUCUGCCCACUGAAUAUGAGAACCAUCUUAUCUACAAAGUGGCAUUGUUUCAGUUUGUCAACUCUUUCCUGUCACUUUUUUAUAUCGCAUUCUACCUUCAAGAUCAAGAAAAACUUCGCGAACAACUAGCGGCACUGCUUAUUACUCGACAAAUUAUUAGCACCUUCAAGAAGUCUACGAAUCCGUGUGUCAUCGAAAAACUUCGGUUUGCACGUUCGAGAUUCGAAACAAUGUGUCCGAGUGAAGGGAAUCCAACAACUCGCGAUGAGAAAGAUCAUAUGUAUAAUUCGUCAGAGCAGCCAGAACAUUCUGAUGGAGAGAAGAAAGAAACAAAAUGUACCGGAGGAAAACAGUCACGAAAAAUGAAACAAGCAGAGCUGGAAAGUUUGCUGUACAAAUUUGGACCUGCGAAUUUUUUAGGUCGGGACGUUACUUAUAAGACUGACGGUGCUUUUUUAGAACACCUCGAGAAGCUGUUACAACUUGGUUAUGUGUCUCUAUUUUCAUCAGCACUUCCACUUGCGGCAGCUACAGCGUUAUUGGGUAAUCUUGUCGAAAUAUCUGGAGAUUCAUUCCAAAUAUGCUUUCUUUCACAACGGCCAUUCGGCCAACGCGUAUCAAGAAUUGGUUUUUGGCAGAACGCGAUGGAGGCCAUAGGAAUUGCUUCAAUUUUGAUUAACUGUGUUUUAAUUGGUCUCAGUAGUCAAGUUCAGCGCAUGUUUCCAAAGUUGUCAGCAGAUAAAAAAAUUAUUGUGAUCGUCGCUUUCGAGCACGCUUUGAUGGCCAUGAGAUUUAUGAUAACUUACGCUGUUUUUAAUUUACCCACCUGGAUGGCAACAAAAGUGACUCAAGUUGAGUACCAUUCUCAGAAAGCCAUGUUACAUUCCUCUUCGACUGAACAACAAAUCCAAACUGUUAUAGGCAGAUUUAUGGUGACUCCAUCAGCCAAAGAGGACCAAGAGCCUAUCACCCCAUUCAAGUUCCCAGUUGAUCUUGAAACAAGAGAGAAUUUGUCAGACUUUCAAACAUCUGUUACUUCUUUACCUGGAUUAGAAAAGUCGAAUUUAGGUAAAAAGUCUUUGUCUCAAAUUAAAAUACGUGGAAGUAUUUGUAGUGACUUUGAAAGUUUCUCACCGAAAUUUUUGAGAAGUUCUCAGGAUCUUCAAUAUCCGCCAAGAUAUUCAAUUUUAGGUGGCAUCGAAGGUCACGGAUCCAGACAUAAGAUAGCUUCUGAAGGUGUGCCAUUAUCACCUAACGCCGAUCAAUACAAUCAUCAUCUCACUAUAGAUAAUCACGGUGGAAUUGAAUGGAUCCGGAAUAUCGAUCGUAGUCGUGCCAGAAUCAGGAACAUACGUGACUCCAACGUUGUUGAAAAAUCAGUGAAUGUAGAAAAUGAUGUUCAUGGUAAUAAAAACUCUGAUAGUGUAGAACAGUCAGUCUACCAAUCAGUUGUUUGCAUUCCACUUGCAGAAACUGUAUCAUCUCUAGACAACCAUUUACUUCGUUCUAUACAAACAUGGAACACUGGUCAUAAAAAUCAAAAAUUGCAAUUAUCUCCGGAAAAUGAGGUAGCGUACGGACGUAAAAAAAACGAUAACUUACAGCAACAGUCAUCGCUAAAACAGCUCACUACUCAGCAUCUUCAAAUUCAAGACCAUUAUGACAAGAAACGAUCUUCCAAUAAUACGGAACCAAGUGAAUUAUAUGAUUCUAGUCAUGCUUUUCUUUGCCAAGAUGACGGAAAACUGUUCGAAGAAGAUAAAGAAGCAAAAAAAACUCGAAUAAAACAGAGCCUGAUGAAACGAGCUCGUUCUGUUGCAAUUUUCUCUCUGAAACUCAAAGAACGUCGUGCUCGUGAUACUGAGAUAAAGAAGAAAGAGCUUGAAAAAGAAAUAAGAAGUCAGAAACAUGACAGAAAGGUGCAGCCAUGCGUUAGUGGAGAACUUUCUUGCAUUCCGAUCGAAAUGCUUAUAUCUGUAGAUGAUAUUGCUGCCAUGGAUGAAAGUAAAACAAACUCCUAGUGAUCGAAAUAUCGACCGAUCGAAGGCCAGAAAGUUAUUUUGUAGAUUUGUAGUGUAAUAAUCCGAGGGCAUAAUUCGUUCUUACAUCAGGAUGAAAUGGAUUUUCAUUUGACAACCUAAAACAAAGAGACAAUAGACAAAUAAUAAAUAUGGUGCACAUAAAUAUUGAAAGCGUAUUAUUAUGUCAUUUUCUAUAGAAAUAAAUAACAUUACAACUGACUUCAAAAUUCACCAACAUUAAGAAAACUAUAUAAUAUUCAAGAUUAUAUAAUAUCAUUCAUCCUUUUUUGCUUUAAAUAUUAUCUCAACAAAAAAAAAAAAAAAAAAAGUGUCAAGUAUUCGAAAUCGUCACUAAUUGUGAUUCGUCACAAUUAAGAUGUGAUACCAGAAAGACCCAAAAGAUAUAUAUUUUUGACGCCUGUAAUUAGGUCUGAACUAUUGAAAAAAUUUUAUACUUUAUCCCACCUAAUGUAAAUUAUCUUUAAUACUGAAAUUUUAUUUGGGGGAAAAUAGGAAGGGUCAGGUAUAAAAUUUUUUCAAUAGUUCAGACCUAAAUAUACAUGCGUUGAAAAUAUAUAUCUCCCUUGUCUUUCUGACAUCACAUCUUAUUUAAUAUAUUGUGACAAUUUCGCAUACUUGACACUUUUUUUAUAAAAAAAAUUUGUUUUUUUUUUUUUGUGUAGAUAUCACAUCUUUUUGUAAAGUCAUUUGAUUAUAUCGAAUUUAAUAAAUCCACCCUCAAAAUUAUUGUUUUGUAACUUUGACACAUUUACUGACUUUUUUCGACUUUUGAUACAUACUUCGCAAAAAGUUAUUACCAACCUAACAAAAGAAAUCUGGACUUUCUAAAUUUAAAAAUAAUAGACGAAAAGAGAUUGAAGUGAAAAAAGAGGUAUGAGGGAGAAAACAAAUGCAAUGUUAUUAUACCAACAAAAUAACGGAAAUCUGGACUUUUUAAUAAAAAACCCAAUAUUUUAAAAUUGAAUCUGUUACUAAAAAAAAAAAAAUACAAGCGAAAAACUUAAUAUUUAAAAAAAAAAAAGCUUGAUAUUGGUUCAUGAGAUGGGUCUGAAUAAAACUUCGAUAUUAUGAAUUUAUAUAUUUUAAAUUAGUGAUUCUAAGAUUAGCAAGGGCAGAAGUUAUCUCUGUGCGGUGUAUAACAGGCUCGGUAGUACUUUUGCGAUUUUCAUGAUGCAACUCUGAACAAAUAUCGUUCCUUCAUUGUUUAUUAUGUAUCGUUUGUAUAUUCAGUAACAAAAAAAAAAAGAAAAAAGAGUCAAAUUUUUUUUUAUCAGUUAUAUCUAGAAGGUUGUUUUGCUCUGUCUAUCAACCAGCAAUAUUUCAAUAACUAAUUGAGAUAUCAAUUUCUUAUCCAUUUUUUUUUCGAACUUCGAAGAGUUCUACCUAAAAAUAGUAUUAUAUUUUGUCAACAUUAAAAAUAAUUUUAAAACAAGAAUGUUGGAAAAAAUAAAAAGUUCUUUCGCCGUGAUCCGGACCGGAGUUCUUUACUUUCCUGGACAAGUGCCUACCUCUAAGCCGCAGGGUUUCUUCCUUUUUUUCAAGUUUUAACUGAAUUAAACACUAACUUCUUUCGACCGUCAUUUAGAGCCAUUCUUCAAUAUGAGAAUCGAAAGAGCAAAACGAAUUCUAUGAUAGUUAGAUAUCAAAUCCCUACACCCGCUUAAUUGAGUCCCUUUCAGGCUUUGAUUAAUUUCCCCCCUCCUCCCUUAUACUCUAUAUCGGGAUGAUAUCUAUCAAUUUUCCAUAUCCUUUGUAUAUAACACAUCCCUUCCGAAAACUUCAUGUCCGUUUGUAAUCCCAUCUGCGUUGCGAGCUAGUAGAGAAUAUGUACAGGGCGAUAGAUGGGAGAGUGUAAAAUUAGGAGCGAGGGACUCUCAGUAACUUGACUAUCCGCACAAUUCAAAAAGUUGCAGAGAUAGUCUGGCUCUUGAACUCUCUACUGGUUCGUUCAGGCUUGUUUCUGGUUCUCUCUAUCUUGUUUUGGAUAUCUGAAAGUUUUCUCUACUCAUCGGAUGUAGUUUCACGGUAAAACUGUACUCGAAUUUCCAAUAAUAUUAUUAACAUCCGUACGGUCACGAUGGAUCUUUGUUUGGUUCUCUAUAAUGAGAAUUAUUAUUUUCACACAUCACACUGCAUGAUAUAACCUCACGAUCGACUGCGGUAUGCUUCGAAAUUAUGUUCAUAUUGAGAUAUAUUAUUUUCGUAAUGGCUACGUAAGUAUGAGACCUGGUCACGAUUGCUUGGUCACUCAGUUACCUGGUUCUAUAAAAUACAUAUUCUCAAUGAUGUAUGUCCGAGUCAGUAUCAUCGAUAAGUAUAAUUGCACGGUAAAGUAGUAAAGUGAUAUUUUGUUUCAGGAUAGUUUUUGUCAACUAUGGUUUCCGUAUUUCAUAAUCUGAUCAGGUAGACUGCAUCCUUUCAACAUUUUUUGACUGAGUUAUCGUCCACGUUUAAGUUUCUGUUACUUCCACGUUGAUCCAGGCAAGUUCUGUUUUAAA
Molecule: messenger RNA, 6413 nt
Organism: Aphidius gifuensis
Lineage: Eukaryota; Metazoa; Arthropoda; Insecta; Hymenoptera; Braconidae
Gene: wwk
Product: anoctamin-8-like
Exons: 16
Coding region: 508-3894 (1128 amino acids)
Biological process (GO): chloride transmembrane transport
Cellular component (GO): plasma membrane
Molecular function (GO): chloride channel activity
Source: RefSeq, a predicted model, not a curated record